AUGGGUGCCGGGGGGUCUAAGGCGCUCGAGCCGGUGGUUUGGCUCUUCAAGAAGCCCGAUGCGCAUCGGAGCGAGGAUGCUUCCACGUCGGACAAUCCCUGGGACGCGCUCACGGACGAGCAGAUGGAGGCUCUGUCCGAUGAGGAGCUCGACGCGUUGCUGAGUGCUUCGGACGAGGACGAGGACGACGACGACGACGCGGACGAAGACGAGACGAGCGAUGCCGACACGGUGAUCACCACACCCGCAUCAUCCACGUCUAGGGCGGCAUCCACCCCGACGCCCGCGCCGAAAAAGCCCAAGGCGACGAAGAAGGCGAAGGCGCCCAAGGGAGACGGCCCGAUCGCGAUCGCGCUCGGCGCCAUCGGCGGGGCCAAGGAUGCGGUCGCGUCCACCGCGCGCCGCGCCGUCACCGCCGCGUCCACCGCGAUGCGACGACGCGUCGAGGCCAUCGCGACGACCCCAAAGAACGAACUCGCCGCGCGAAUCGCGCUCGCGAGCCUCAAGGGCGUCCGGGGCGCGGCGCUCCACGCCGUCGCCACGAGCUUCGCGGGAUGUUACCUCCCGAGGCUCACGACGGCGGUGAAAGCCGCGGCGACGGCGUCCGUCGCCGCGCCCCUCCUCCGCCGCGCCGGCGUCGGAUCCAAGCUCGCGGCGAUCGUCCCGGGCACCUCACUCGAGUCGGUCGGGUACGUUCUCGAGCUCGUCUCGCCCAUCUCCCCGGACGUGGUGACGGAUGUCGCGGUUCGAGCGGCUCCCGCCGUCGCCGGUUUAACACAGCUGGCGCGUCGCUUUGCUCGCUCGCACGUCAGGUACCUCGUCGUCCGUUCGGUGCUCCGCGCAGUGGCGCGCGAGAAGACGCGGCGCGCGGAGUACGCCGUUCGCGUCGCGCCGAUCGUCGCGGCGUACGGGGUUAAGAAGCCGUUGAUCAAGCGUAAGAAGCUUCCGUCGCAGAGGGACGCGGCUUGGCUCGCGAUGCACCGGUGGGGCAGCGCGGAGAUGCGACGGGUCAUCGCCGACUUUGGGGGAUUCUACCGCAAGGUUGGGCAGAUCAUGGGCACCGCGCGACAGAUGAUGCCCGAGCCGUACAUAGAGGCCUUCGCCGAGACGAUGGAUAACAAUCCGCCGGUGCCUUUUCCGGUGGUGAAGAGGCUGGUGGAGCGGAGCCUCGGGGCUAAACUUUCGGAACACUUCUCCGACUUUGACGAAAAGCCGCUCGCGACGGCGUCCAUCGCGCAAGUGCACCAAGCGACGCUCGCUAAGAAUAAGAAGAAGGUGGUCGUGAAAGUGAGGAUCGCGGACGUGCGGACGAUGGUAGGGGACGUUCGCUCGAUGCUUCACACCACGCUGGUGAUGAAGCGUCUCGGGUUGGACAACGGCGUCGACUUUCCGACAAUUUUCCGCGCCUACCUCGACGUCAUCGCGGGGGAGUUUGACUUUACCGCCGAGGCGGCGAAGAUCAACGAAUUCCGCGAGCUGUUCGAAACGUACGGACUCGGCGACCGGGUGGCGGUCCCGGUGGUCAUCGAGGACCUGAGCACGUCGGAGGUGCUCGUCAUGGAGAGGGUGAGGGGGGUGAAGCUGCUCUCGGUGCUCAACCGCGCGAGGCAGCGGGGGCGGCGGCCGCUCGUGCCCGCGGCGGCGGCCAAGGUGCACGUGGACGGAGGCAUCGGCUGGGACGGCGUGUUCGACACCAUGUUCAAGUGCUGGUCGGUCAUGUUGCUGCGCCACGGCCACUACCACUCGGAUCCGCACCCCGGCAACUUCAUCGUCGCCAAGGACGGCCGCCUGGCCAUCCUCGACUGGGGCCAGACGCAGGUUGCUCCCGAGGCUUACCGGCUCCACCUCUGCCGACUGGUAGUGUCCAUGGUGGCUGAGGAUUACCCGAAGAUCGCGGAGGAGGUUCGGUUGCACUCGCAGGUGCAGCUGGAGAGACCGACGACGGAGGCUCUCGCGGCGCUGUGCUACGCAUAUUUCGACACCCGGCCGACGCCCCUCGCAGAGGUGAACAUGAUGGACCUGAACAACUCGCCGUUUUUGCGAAACAGGAUCACCCAAAACACCCAGGAGGGUUUCUUCACCAUCCGCAGCGUAUUCUUGCUUCGCGGCAUGAUGGCGACGUGCGGGGUGACCUCGUCGAUGGUGGAGGCGUGGGAGGAGGACGCGCGGGCGGUGCUGAGGGCGAGCGGGGACAGGACGGUGCCCAGCGUCAUUCGUAGCCGGUCGCGGCGGAUGCUGACGCGGACCUGGCUCAGCCUGCAAAAGUCCCUCAACGUGGGCGCGGGUGCGAGGCUCAACACGCUGGAAGCGGGGCGGGAGGGCACGGGAAGAUCCCCGUAG
Molecule: messenger RNA, 2340 nt
Organism: Micromonas commoda
Lineage: Eukaryota; Viridiplantae; Chlorophyta; Mamiellophyceae; Mamiellales; Mamiellaceae
Exons: 2
Coding region: 1-2340 (779 amino acids)
Source: RefSeq, a predicted model, not a curated record